Vombatus ursinus (common wombat) is the source of this 1394-nucleotide messenger RNA. It is a transcript of the gene CHPT1, whose product is annotated as choline phosphotransferase 1. NCBI's taxonomy places the organism in Eukaryota, Metazoa, Chordata, Mammalia, Diprotodontia, Vombatidae. The record is from RefSeq and is a predicted model, not a curated record. Gene Ontology annotation, cellular component: Golgi apparatus; endoplasmic reticulum membrane. Gene Ontology annotation, molecular function: diacylglycerol cholinephosphotransferase activity; ethanolaminephosphotransferase activity. Gene Ontology annotation, biological process: phosphatidylethanolamine biosynthetic process. Bases 1 to 1284 code for a protein of 427 amino acids. The transcript has 9 exons.
AUGGCGGCCUCGGAGGCGGGCGGCGGGCACGGCGGGCAGGGCGGCCCCGGCCCGGGCGGCUUCCCGGCGGUCCCGGGGGACUGCGGCUCGGGCUCGUGGGCGCUGUGGGCGCUGUCGGCCCCGCUGAGCCCCGCGCAGCUGCGGCGGCUGGAGGAGCAUCGCUACUCGGCGGCCGGCACGUCGCUGCUCGAGCCGCUGCUGCAGCCCUUCUGGCGCUGGCUCGUGGAGCGCGUCCCGCUCUGGCUGGCGCCCAACGCCAUCACCCUGAGCGGGCUGCUGGUCAACAUGCUCAGCACGCUGCUGCUCAUCUUCUACUGCCCCACGGUCACGGAGGAGGCACCAUUAUGGAUAUUCCUAAUAUGUGGCCUGGGCCUCUUCAUCUACCAAUCACUGGAUGCCAUUGAUGGGAAACAAGCCAGAAGAACAAACAGCUGUUCUCCUUUAGGAGAACUUUUUGACCAUGGUUGUGAUUCUAUUUCCACAGUGUUUGUGGCUCUCGGAGCCUCGAUCGCCAUUCGCUUGGGAUCAGACCCCAACUGGCUGUUUUUCUGCUGUUUUGUUGGGAUGUUCAUGUUUUAUUGUGCUCAUUGGCAAACCUACGUGUCGGGAGUGCUGAGAUUUGGAAAACUGGAUGUAACUGAAGUUCAGCUAGCUAUAGUUACUGUCUUUAUUUUAACCUCAUUUGGAGGAACAUCAAUGUGGGAUUAUAUUAUCCCUGUGAUUGAAGUAAAACUGAAGCUUUUCCCCCUUCUCGGAAUAGUGGCAGGAGCAUUUUUUUCCUGUUCUAAUUACUUCCACACCAUCCUCAGUGGCGGAGUUGGCAAGAAUGGAUCCACAAUAGCAGGCACCAGUGUUCUGUCACCUGGCAUCCAUAUAGGACUAAUUAUUCUUCUGGCCAUAAUGAUCUGCAAAAAAUCUGCAACACAGCUGUUUGAAAAACAUCCCUGUCUUUAUAUUAUGAUGUUUGGGUGUGUGUAUGCCAAAGUCACACAAAAAUUGGUGGUUGCUCACAUGACCAAAAGUAAACUAAGUCUACAGGACCCUGCAUUUAUUGGGCCAGGUCUUCUGUUUUUGGACCAGUACUUCAACAAUUUUAUAGACGAAUACAUUGUUCUGUGGGUAGCAAUGUUGAUCUCUUCACUUGAUUUGCUGAGAUACUCCACUGCUGUCAUCUUGCAGAUUGCAAAUCACUUUCAUUUACAAGUCUUCAGGAUUCCAUUUCCUCAUGCACCUGAACAGGUCCAAGUUCAUUCUUCAAAGAGCCAUCAGAAUAACAUGGACUGAAGAGAUUUUCGAACACUUGCCAUUUCUUGCUGCUGCUGUUACAAGAAAGGAGAUAUUAAAGAAAUGUUUAAUAACUUUCAUAAGUGACUUUAAUAUACUAUUUGAUAAAA